AGGAGAGACAGAGAAGGCAUACAAGCCUAUGAGACUAGAGAGAGAGGGAGAGAGAAGGAGAGAGAGCAAGAGAGCGAGAGAGCGAAAGAGAGGCAGAGGAAGUGAAAUCCAAAACUCUACCGGAGAUUCAUCCAUCACAGCAUCCAUCCACACAGGCCGGCUUUACUCUCUCUUGAACCCCAGGAUUAUAACAUCAAAGUCGGACAUGGACAACGCUAAAGCCCCCUCCAACACAAUGGUACUGGCAUUUAAAGAAGACACUGCACUGACAGAGAUGAUGCGUCUCCGUGUGUCGUCUCUGCAGCGCUCAGGGCAGAAACGUCAGGAAGGUGAGCGUCUGCUUCUCCCCCAUGAGGCCGUGUAUCGGCUGGACUUCCCCACCCAGGAGCUCAACUUCUCCCGCUGGUACUUCUCCCUCACUGCCCACGGUCGAGCCACCAUCACCGGUAUUUCCCAACACUGGACCCCUGACCUCACCAACCUGAUGACCCGUCAGCUACUAGAACCGAUCGGAACAUUUUGGCGAAACGCCAACGACCCGGAGGAUUCGCCGCUCAAAUGGCUGGAGGCGGACAUGCAGGAGUUCGGCGAAAGGAUUGCUGAGCUGGCCAAGGUCAGGAAGGUCAUGUACUUCCUGUUUGCUUUCAAGGAUGGGGCAGUGGCCGCCAAUCUAAACUGCUCGGUGGAGUUCACACCAGACAAAUGACUCUCCACUUUUUGUCUGUACAAUUUUGUUAUUACUGGAGAAGCAUUGCAAUAUUUUGUUCAAAAAAACAUUCCCCCCUAGAGCUAGCACAAGUUACUUAAUUUGCUACAGGCCAAUCUAACAUUUUAGUACAAAGAGCAAACUUUUAACUUCACCUCAACAGCCAAGUCAAAGCUUUAAGCACUUAACAAGCUUUAAAUAAAGUAUUUUUUCUUCAGAAAACAAUUAACACAUAUUUAGUAAAAAAGACAAGAAAUAAAACGUAUGAAUGCAAUUUAAUUGCUUGGUCCAAAUCCUCUUGUAUGUUUCCUGGUGUUGAUUAAAAGAUCAAUGUAUCAUCAAAAUAAAUCAUAAACUUAAGAAAUAACCGAUAACUUAGAACCUUUGAAUACAAAGGUUCUAAGGAUACAAACUAAUUAUCCUCCUGUAAAUAAAACCCCCUUUACUUUACUUUACUUUACAGCUGAAUAUUUAAAAUAUGUGACAAUAUGUGUUUGAGUUGUUACUGACUUUGGUGUUGUAGUUUCUUUCUGAAGUCUU
Molecule: messenger RNA, 1246 nt
Organism: Cottoperca gobio
Lineage: Eukaryota; Metazoa; Chordata; Actinopteri; Perciformes; Bovichtidae
Gene: ompa
Product: olfactory marker protein a
Exons: 2
Coding region: 29-706 (225 amino acids)
Biological process (GO): signal transduction; sensory perception of smell
Source: RefSeq, a predicted model, not a curated record